This is a messenger RNA of Thunnus maccoyii (southern bluefin tuna), 2414 nucleotides long. RefSeq names its product aldehyde dehydrogenase 4 family, member A1 (gene aldh4a1). The record is from RefSeq and is a predicted model, not a curated record. The coding region runs from base 141 to 1811 and encodes 556 amino acids. Gene Ontology annotation, molecular function: L-glutamate gamma-semialdehyde dehydrogenase (NAD+) activity. Lineage: Eukaryota; Metazoa; Chordata; Actinopteri; Scombriformes; Scombridae. The transcript is spliced from 15 exons.
UCUGUCCGGGUUGAGCGUGAACCCGCCGGGUCAAUAAUCAGUACCUUAUAUCUGAUCAUCUGAUCAGGGAUUGAUCCGCGUGUCAGGUGUAAGCUCCGCUGAUUUUCUCCGUCUUUUGUCCCAUCAGCCUGCCGGUGAAAAUGCUGCGUGUGCGGGCGGCGGGGGGCCGGGCAUGGAGGGGGUUCAAAACGUUCCCUUGUGCAGCGGUGGAGGUGAAAAACGAGCCGAUCCUGGGAUUCAAGGAGGGAAGUCCAGAGAGAAAAGAGCUCGUGAAGGCUUUAGAGAGCGUGAAGGGGAAGACGGAGGAGAUUCCCUGCGUGGUUGGAGAUGAACAUGUGUGGACCAAAGACAUCAGAUAUCAGUUAUCACCGUUCAAUCAUUCGCACAAAGUGGCAAAGUUCUGUUACGCUGACAAGGAGCUGAUCAAUAAAGCGAUCGUGGCAUCUGUGGCGGCGCGGAGGGAGUGGGACCUGAAGCCCGUCCAGGACCGAGCCCAGAUUCUCUUCAAGGCGGCCGACAUCAUCAGUGGACCCAAGAGAGCAGAGAUCCUCGCCAAGACCAUGAUCGGACAGGGUAAGACGGUGGUGCAGGCGGAGAUCGAUGCCGCUGCAGAGCUGAUCGACUUCUUCAGAUUUAACGCCAAACAUGCGGUGGAGCUGGAGAAACAGCAGCCACUAGACGCCGAGGGAAGCACCAACACCAUGCUGUACCGAGGACUGGAGGGUUUCGUAGCAGCUGUAGCGCCUUUUAACUUCACUGCUAUUGGUGGAAACCUGGCAGGUACCCCAGCUUUGAUGGGUAACGUGGUUCUGUGGAAGCCCAGCGACACCGCCAUGUCAGCGAGCUACGCCGUCUACAAAGUCCUGAGGGAGAGCGGCCUGCCGCCAAACAUCGUCCAGUUUCUACCUGCUGACGGGCCGGUGUUCGGAGACGCUGUCACCUCCUCCGAGCACCUCGCAGGCAUCAACUUCACCGGCAGCGUCCCGACCUUUAAGCGUCUCUGGAAACAGGUGGCUCAGAAUCUGGACGUCUACAAGACCUUCCCUCGGCUGGCGGGAGAGUGCGGCGGGAAGAAUUUCCACUUUGUCCACAAGUCUGCGGACGUCGACAGCGUGGCGACGGGAACGAUCCGCUCGGCGUUUGAGUACGGAGGCCAGAAAUGCUCCGCCUGCUCCAGGAUGUACGUACCGGACAGCACGUGGCCGCAGAUACGACAGAGAAUGCUGGACAUCCACAAACACAUCGCCGUGGGAGACCCGGUUGACGACUUCAGCACCUUCUUCUCAGCUGUGAUAGAUGACAAGUCGUUCAGUCGUAUAAAGAAGUGGCUGGAUCACGCCAAGUCCUCCCCCAACCUGAAAGUCAUCGCCGGUGGAAACUGCGACGAUAAGAAGGGAUACUUCGUGGAGCCGACCAUCAUCGAGACCAAAGACCCGCAGGAAGCCAUCAUGAAGGAGGAAAUCUUUGGUCCCGUCCUGACAGUUUAUGUUUAUCCUGAGAACAACUACAAGGAGGUGCUUCAUCUGAUCGACAACACGUCUCCGUACGCGCUGACCGGAGCCGUGUUCGCUCAGGACCAGAACGUUAUCGAUGAAGCGGCUAAAGUGUUGAGAAACGCUGCAGGGAACUAUUAUGUGAACGAUAAAUCCACCGGCUCCAUCGUUGCUCAGCAGCCGUUCGGAGGCGCCAGAGCUUCAGGCACUAAUGACAAACCUGGAGGUCCUCACUACGUGCUGAGAUGGACGUCGCCGCAGGUUGUGAAGCAGACCUACGUCCCGCUCAGAGAGUGGAAGUACCCCUACAUGGGCUGAGAGGGUCCAAUCAGACACCCCCACUGCCCCCCCCCCCAUAACCCUAACACACAUCUGUCCAAUGAAACAAAGAGAGAUCAUCUCCUUGUUUGAAUAAAGAUAGCCCCCCCCCCGCCCCCCCUCCGUCCCUUGCAAACGAGCUUGCACUGAACCAGGACAUGAAUGUAUUUCAGGAAGUCAGCAGAAAGAGCGGAGUGAACGUCUUCCAUCCAAACGGAGCUCGUAGCAGAUCGUCAUCAGUUAUUUCAUUUCAUCUGCAGCGUCGUCACAUCGUCAGUCUGUCUGUUCAAGUAGAAAACGUUUUUAAAAAAAACCCCGAAACAAACCGGAGCUGAAACGUUGAGUCGAGAAUAAUCAUUUCAGUCUCAAAUGUCUCAGACUUCUCUUUUAUAUCAGCGUUAACUGAAUAUUUUGGGGUUUUGGACGACUAGUCGGACAAAAUGAGACAUUUAAAGACCUUCAUCUCUUUCCUGAUGUUUUAUUAAUGAAAUAAUUCGUACAUUAAUCCAGAGAAUACCCGAUAGAGUCAUUGAUAAUGAAAGUAAGAGUCAGUUGGAGCCCCAAAAUCAAAUAAAAGUUAUUUUAGGUCAAUAUUUGUUGUUG